Messenger RNA from Osmerus eperlanus (European smelt), 1506 nucleotides. RefSeq names its product chromosome 25 C2orf68 homolog (gene c25h2orf68). Bases 133 to 624 code for a protein of 163 amino acids. Lineage: Eukaryota; Metazoa; Chordata; Actinopteri; Osmeriformes; Osmeridae. The transcript is spliced from 4 exons. The record is from RefSeq and is a predicted model, not a curated record.
GGACAGAAAAACCCUUUCACAAAGCUUGAUUGAUGUUGCGAUGCAGUUUGUUGGGUUGGGGAACAGCUUUGAAGGGAGUAGCCAAUAAUUCACGUUCCAAAUAACUAAAUAUUUAAAGUUAUAUUAUUUAGGAUGGAUAUUUUAGGGGAUGAUGAAGCCCAGGAUCUGAAAUUUAAACCUGGGGGUCGUUUGGACAUGAGCCAUGGUUUCUUACACCACAUCCGAAGGAACCAGAUUGCCAGAGAUGAUUAUGACAAGGCGGUGAAGCAAGCUAAAGAGCGCCAGAACCGCAAGCAAACAACAACUCCUAGACGCCCACGUCGACCAGACAUCCAAGUUUACCAUCCACGAAGAAGCAAUGGGUCGGAGACGGGUGUGGGUGGAGCAGAUGAGUCGAAUGAAAGUGGGUCGAGUUCGGAGGCAGAGACCCAGGGAACCGAACUGUUCUGGCUCGACUACCAGUCCGACUCCGGAAGUGUCACCUCCUUCAUCGUACACAAGGGAGACAAGCCAGAGAGGGUGGUGGAGCGUGUUGCAGAGGGGAACGACCUGGACAGAGCCAUGAGGGCAGCACUGCAGGCUCGAGUUCGACAGGAAAUGGACAAACGAGGGGACAAGCGCUGAGCAACGCAUCAAAGGGGAUUGCUUGUGCCGUCACAGAGACAGGAGGGAGAGUGUUAAAGAAGCCAGGAUCCCUUCAGUGUCCUCGUAGGAGUCCUAUAGAUACAUAUAUGACAGCCGUAUAACUGGGACCAGAGGAAGGACUUGAACCUAAGGCACAGAGGAUGUUUCAGGAUGUUGGUGGUGUUAACCAGCAAAGCUGAGCCCCAUGUGCCAACUGCUCCCAGGAAGUAAACACACAGCAUUUUAACGAUGUAGAUCACAAUAACAUAACAAUCGUCUGCAGAGAAUGCUGGUAAACUGAACCAGGUCCAUGCAAACUGAACUAAUUUGAGGUUUCAACCUUGAAAUUGAUCUUCUUGCAUCUGAAAAUUAGUUGCAAAUCACAUGAUGGGGAAACGGUCGUUUUAAAAAGGGAAAGAUCACAGAUCAGCUGACCUGUGACCACCUGGGUGUGUGGACCAUGUGGUCUCCCUGCUCUGGAGAACAGACUGACACACAGACAGAACACCAACAGGCUCUGGAGACUGUCACCCUGGAGACUGUCACCCCAGGACAGUCUCUGUCCAGUAUUCCAGUCUGUUUCCAUAGACUUUGUACAAAACUUACCCGUGUGUGUGUGAGUAGGAAGUUUUUGCAUUUAUUUACAUUUGUUCUAAAAAAUGUUUGAUUUUUUUGUUCUCUUUGUGGUUACAUGUGUUUGAUUUGACUGAUGAGCAAAUUCAGCAGCAGUUUUGUCUUGGAGACAAAUUGACUUCACUCCGUCCUCUAUAAGUUAUUAUAGAUUUUUUUUUGAGAGACUUAUUUUUGAUACUUUUAUUUUUCUGGAAAGUCCUAUGUUUGUGGUGUCUGUGUUACAGAUAAUAAAGGCAUUCAUUAUGAGGA